AUGUCCGACUCGACGAUCUCAGAGGAGGCUGCUGGUAUAGUGCCCGCUGACCUUGCAGUUGGGGCGUCGCCGAUCCGAGAGAAUUUGAAGUCGCUGGCUGCCGGUGGGGUCGGUGGUGUGUGUGCUGUGCUGACGGGCCACCCGUUCGAUCUCGUGAAAGUGCGGUGUCAGAACGGGAUGGCCAGUUCUACUUCGGGCGCCGUACUUAAGAUUAUGACAGAUGCGAGGGCGCAGACGGGGCCAAUUGCAGUCAACGCGGUGAGGGGGUUCUACAAAGGUGUGAUCCCACCACUCCUUGGGGUCACCCCCAUAUUUGCCGUGUCGUUUUGGGGGUACGACAUGGGGAAGAGAAUCGUCAACUGGAACGGUGAACCGGGGGCCACUUUGUCCAUGGCGCAGAUGGCCACAGCAGGGUUCAUCAGUGCGGUUCCAACAACUCUCGUGACAGCCCCGACAGAGAGGGUCAAAGUCCUCCUGCAGACCAACACGGGUGGAUCCUUCGUGUCCGCGGCACGCGGUAUCGUCAAGACGGGUGGGGUCUCGUCCUUGUUCCAGGGUUCCCUCGCGACUCUCGCAAGAGACGGGCCAGGGUCCGCGCUUUACUUCGCGUCGUACGAGAUCUCGAAAAACUACUUGAACAAGCACAACGGGAGCACUAAAGAGGGUGAAAUCAGCAUUGCAAAUGUAUGUCUCGCCGGUGGGAUCGCUGGGAUGUCCAUGUGGCUUGCUGUUUUCCCCAUCGACACGAUAAAGACGAAACUGCAGGCUUCGUCCGGUGCCUCGCAAUCGAUGGUCCAAGCGACAAGAGAGAUCUACUUGACUCGAGGUGGGAUCAAGGGGUUUUUCCCCGGGUUGGGUCCAGCUCUCAUGAGAUCGUUCCCUGCAAACGCAGCGACCUUUUUGGGGGUCGAGAUGACACACUCACUAUUUAAGAAGUAUAACAUUUAA
Molecule: messenger RNA, 948 nt
Organism: Huiozyma naganishii CBS 8797
Lineage: Eukaryota; Fungi; Ascomycota; Saccharomycetes; Saccharomycetales; Saccharomycetaceae
Gene: CRC1
Product: carnitine:acyl carnitine antiporter
Exons: 1
Coding region: 1-948 (315 amino acids)
Biological process (GO): mitochondrial transport; carnitine transmembrane transport
Cellular component (GO): mitochondrial envelope
Molecular function (GO): O-acyl-L-carnitine transmembrane transporter activity
Source: RefSeq, a predicted model, not a curated record